AUGAACUCGAUCAUAUGGAGUACGAGCACGACCUUCUUCAUUUUGCUCCUUUGGGAGAACAUUCAAGUCAGGGAACUUUCUUACGCCAUGAUCUCUUGCGUGAGUCCAUUGGCCCUUUCUAGGCUGGGACGGGCUUCCGUGCUACGGGCUGCUAAAUGUGGAAUGCGGCGAGUAUCUUCUCAGAGCGAGGCAAGCUCCAGAUCAUCUCACACCACCACCCAAAGCAGAACAAUCCUCACCGAGGAGCAAAGACGCUUUCUAGAUAGCGCGCUCCGUGUCAAUCAAGCAGGAGAGCUUGCAGCUACGCUGAUCUACACCGCCCAAACGCCUCCGGUUGUAAAAGCGCAUCCCCAUCUGCGGCCUCUGAUGAAGCAUAUGUACGAUCAGGAGGCUGGUCAUUUUAAAACCUUUAAUGAACUGCUAGCGAAGCAUCGGAUCCGGCCGACUGCGAUGUAUCCCGUGUGGCAGGCUGCGGCCACCAUCCUCGGCUGGACAACAGGAGUGAUGGGAAGGGAAGCUGCAAUGGCUUGUACUGAAGCUGUCGAGACGGAAAUUGGCGACCAUUAUAAUGGACAGGUUAGGGAGAUGUUCAAGUGGAUGCAAGACUUGCAAGAGAAAGGAGAAGAGCUCGACCCUGAGUUGAAAGUUUUGAUUGAUGAUAUCAAGAGAAUUCGUGAUGAAGAGCUGGAGCAUCUGGAUUACGCCGUGGAAAACGACGCAAAAGAAGCCCAACCUUACCAACCGUUGACCGAUGUCAUUCGAUAUGGCUGUAAGGGUGCAAUUUGGAUCAGUGAAAGGAUAUGA
Molecule: messenger RNA, 804 nt
Organism: Exophiala spinifera
Lineage: Eukaryota; Fungi; Ascomycota; Eurotiomycetes; Chaetothyriales; Herpotrichiellaceae
Exons: 1
Coding region: 1-804 (267 amino acids)
Biological process (GO): ubiquinone biosynthetic process
Cellular component (GO): mitochondrial inner membrane
Molecular function (GO): 3-demethoxyubiquinol 3-hydroxylase activity
Source: RefSeq, a predicted model, not a curated record